AAUUUUGUCUCUUCAUGUUGUGAAGUGUUAAGUUCUUGCUUAAUUUGACUUGUGGAUCAUUCAGGCUUCAGUAGGGUACCUGCACUUAAAUAUUGUUUUGCAUUAACUACUGUAAGUAGAUUGAUAUUUUUCCUUCGCAAACUUAAUUUUGAUAAAUUUAAUUAUGGCACUUACAAUUCAGUUGGUUAAACUAAGGUUGGAGUAGUAUAGAUUGAGAGAAGUUUUAGAAAUUCUCAAAGGGAAUUAAUUUGUGAUUUUAGAAAACCUCAUGUUUAAAUUCAAGUGAUUAUUUAAAUUAAUCUACAGUGGAUGUUAGUUCUAGGUAUUUGUGGGUACUGAAUGUAGAUUGUUAUUUUUACACUUUUUAAUAGAAAUCAAAGACUAUCAAAGCUCCUUCUGCAAACAGAAAGCAGGUAACUACAUUUUGUACAGACAAGGUUAUUGCUGACUACUUGUUGGGAAAAUGGCAGUAUAGGCUUGUAUAUAAAGAGCUUUUCAGCUGUAUUAACUAAUUUGGGAGACUGUUGUCAGCUAAGUUUUUGCUUUUUCAGUCCUGUUCUGAAAUUAUUUUAUCCUUGAUAGUUGCAUGUACAAUUUUAGCUGGAGCUUCGUCUGGGCUUUUUCUUAGAGUAAUCUCUGCUUUCCAGCACUGAUUCUUAGGAUUAUUAGAUUUCUGUAAGAUUAUGGAUGUUUUCCAGAGCUGCAUCAGACACUAGAAUGAAAUUCUGUCCCCCUAGGCCCUCUCAACCCCUGACUUUUGAAUUUAGCGUAUUUUAAUGCUGGGAUGGCAGUAUCCUAAUAAAUGUAAAUGCCACACCCAACCAACUAAUCAAAUUUUGUAAGUCCUGGAAACUACUUGAAGUCAAGACUACAGUUGCAAGCCUUUUGUUGUGUCUUUGUUAAGCUGCUGAGAUAGACUGCUUAGCCGCAGCUUAUACCAAUAAAAGUAGUUUGUAUAGUAUAGUUUAUUCCAGCCUUUGUUUCUUGCCCUUCCUUCCUUCCCCUACAAGCAUAAUCAGCUAUAGGGGCAAAAGUUAGUUUUGUAUUACAUUACAACUCUCUAAAAAAACCAAACAACAACAAAAAUAACCCAAGCAAACAGAAGAAACUACUAAAAAACUUGUCCAUGAAUUAUGUUCCUGACUGCAACUGGAGAAGGUGGUGGUUAAAAGAUAGUUACAUGUCUUUUCCCAGUUAGAUUUAUAACAUCUGUUAGGAAGUAAGGGCUAAGUAGUAGGUGAAUAGGUCAAAACUCAUCAGGAUUACUGCAGACUUUAUUUAUUCGUUGUGUACCUUUGCAUUCUAGUUUCUCAAACUUUUUUUUUUCAGAGAGGGGCAAGUUACAGGAGAUACUUGAUUACAGCAAGCAGGGCCCUAAUAUAAGUAGAAAGUGAAUAAAAUUACAUUCAGUCUUGACAUAAGAUCCAACUCUAAUGACAGGAGGAGUAGUUAGGCAAAUUCUGUGUAGUAACUCACAUUUUAACUCAGAUUAAUUGUCUUUAUAUAAACCUUGUAUUAUGAAUGGUUAUGAGCUUGAUGCAAGAGUCAUGGAUAAAGCCUUUGCUCUCUUUAUGGGUGUGAAAGUUGUUCUCUUGGUUGUUCUUUAUGAACCUGAAUUUUGAAGUAGCAACUGUAACUUGUUUACUUGGGAAAGCAGUAUUAUAGAAGCUUUCGUAGCUCUUCUCUAGCAGCCAGAAAGAUUAAAAAAUUUAACUAGUCUAGUGUGAUUAUCUGUAGCAAUUACUUUACAGCCUGUAUAUACAGCCUUUUAAAUUAUUCGUCAAACAAAUGCCUUUUGAGGAUCUGUGUGUCUCUGUAGCUCAGAUACACUUGAGGGGUGGUUGUGUCGCUGAGCAAUCCCACAGAUACAACUCUGUCAUUGCAUACAGACUGGAGAACUUCUUGUGCCUGCUUUGGCCUUUUUCAUGUGUUGCGUGAAGAGGAGUAUCACUGGUAUGCUGCUUUUUUUUGUGUCACUGGGCAGGGUGAUCAUUGCUAGCACUGAACCAGCCUUAGAUGUUCACCAAUCAAUGAGAAACACUUGUGCUUUUAAAGCGCUGUCCGCCCCUCUGUGUUUCUGUAGUAUCACUGGGGGUACACUUGAGAUAUCACCCAUCUCCACCAUGGCAGUUUUCUUCCUCUUCCUGUUCUCUGCCCUUAUCGGAACAAGCAGCUGUUUAUCAGUGAUCAGAAGCUUAACCACUUCACAGCAGUCCUUGUACCUGCUGUGGGCCCCUUUUCACUCUUGGAAUGGUGAGGCCGCAAGGUGAAUGCUCUGUAACUACAUUUCUUACUUGCUUCUGAGUCCCUUUUGAUGCUGCCUUUAUUACCUGGUGAUGGAGAGCGGCUUUCAUUCUCACUCCUUUUCCUGGUAUUGAGAAUUAAGACAGGAAAAUCAGAGCCAAAGCAUCUGUGAUUUUGACAUCUUUGCCUUUGCUUAAGAGGCUUGGAGAAAUACCUCUCUUGGAUUUGCUGCUGAAAAAUUUCAGGUGCUCAGUUAUUCCAAAUGCCAACACCCUUGAAAUGAAUCGUAGGUGUUAGAGUUCAGUUGUUUCUGCUGGAGUGAGAGGAGUAUUCCUUGACAGCAGAAAGACCUUUGAGAGGUGAGUGUUCUUAAGUACUCUGAGUUGAGUCACUUAAACCAGUGAGAGUCUCAAUGCUAUCAGUAGUUUGGGCUAAAGAUCUGGUGUCUUGAUGUGGAUUGCAUUGCCUUCAUCGAGAUGUUUGCAUGCUGCUGUGCCUACUGUUUACUCUUGGGUGGAGCUUGGAACACUAGUGGGUUUGAAAUCCAAAAAAAGGUGGUUAAUUCUGCCGGGCCCUUUGAAGUUUGGAACACAGGGCUGCAGUGGUCAGACUUUUGGUCCUUCAGCAGUUUGCUUGCUGAUGAUUUUGUGAAACUUGUCACCUUUCCUUCAGCUGGAAAAUAUCCAGAAUAUGAUGGCCCAUCUUUUCUGUUCCCUUCUCUUUUCCUCUGUGCCAGAUGUAGAUACAGAGUAACCGUGGAUUUAUCCCCAAAGUGGUCUGUAAGCUUCCUGUGAACCAAAGAAUAGUUACUACAUUCAAGAGUACUUGCAUUUAAAUUCUUCCAAAGAGCACAUUCAGUGAACACAAGACUACCUGCCCUCCAAAUAGGUGGUGUAGGGUUUGUUUUCAUGUGGAAGUGGAUCUCACAGCUUAAUGUAAAUCGAACAAAGGAAAAAAGGAUGUCAAGAGUGGUCUUCCUUGAUUUCGGUGAAGGACUGUUGCAGGGAGCCAUGGAUAUUAGUUUGUAAAUGUACUUAAUGGACAGACCAGCAAUAUGGAUGAUUUAGAGAUAAAUACUGAAGUCACUGGUGCUAAAGAAGAAGAAGAAAUCCUAUGUGGUGAUAAUUUCAUAUCUGAGGAAGAAGGUGGCAUUCCUAAACCACAAGAGAGCGACACGUCGUUUCAGAAGAACAGUACAUUGACUCUGCCUGAGGAGUUAUCAAGGGAUAGAUCUGAAAAAGCCUUAAGCGGAGGCCAGACUUCUCUAUUUAUACACGCUGGUGCUCCUACUGUUUCUAGCGAAAACUUUAUCUUGUCUAGAGGAACUGCUGUUAAUGGACCAGUUUCACACUCCACCUCAACUAAGACUUCCAUUAUGAAUAAAGGCAGUGUUUCAUUAACCACUGGACAGCCUGUAGGUCAUCACACAGAUUCCUGCUCAACUUUGACAGUGGUUCAUGAUCUUCAGCUGCCUGCAAAGAGUGCAACACAGAAAUCAAAUCAGCACCAAGUUUUAUUUUUGUUACCUGAUGUAGCACAUGCUAAGAACCUGACUCAUUCCAUUAAAAAUCUACCUACCUCUGCUUCAAUUGGUUGUGAUUCACAGAAAUCAGUAGGAAAUAGUGUAGAUAGCACUUUAGUAGGCCAAGUAGAAGUUUGUGAGGAUGAUAAAAAUCUACUAGUAAAAGACGACUGUGUUGAUACAUUAACAGACAUUUCCUCAGGUACAGGUGGUUUCACAUCGGGUUGUGAUCCCAGCUGGGAUCCACAAAAAGAGUUUAUACAGUUUCUUAUGACAAAUGAAGAAACAAUGGAGAAGUCUCCUAUUCACUGUAAAGUAGGCUUAGAAAAAAAGCGAAAAAGGAAAAUGGAUGUUAGUAAAAUAACACGCUAUACUGAAGACUGUUUUGGUCAUACCAGUUGUAUUCCUAGUAAAUCGAAACUAUUAGAUGUUGACUUCUUAGAGCAGAAUGAGGAGUUACAAAUAGUAGAACCGCAGAAAUAUUCAUUGAGUAAAGUAAAGCCUGAAUCCACAGAUGAAGAGCUUGAAGCUGUUGAUGCUAUCCAGCAGCUCAUUUAUAGUCCCACUAGUAACUGUGCAGAAGAUACUUCUCCUGUUCACACUAGCACUUUUCUUUCCAAUACUUUAAAAAACAAAUGUGAACAGAAUGAUUCUGAAUCGCCAUCUACUUUCAGUACUGAUGAACCAUCAUUUUAUCCCUGUACAAAGUGCAAUGUGAAUUUUAGGGAGAAGAAACAUCUGCAUAGGCAUAUGAUGUACCAUUUAGAUGGGAACAGUCAUUUCCGACAUCUCAAUGUCCCCAGGCCCUAUGCAUGUAGGGAAUGUGGAAGGACAUUUCGAGAUCGUAAUUCACUUCUUAAACAUAUGAUAAUUCACCAGGAAAGAAGGCAGAAACUGAUGGAAGAAAUCCGUGAGCUGAAAGAGCUUCAGGAUGAGGGUAGGAGCGCACGGUUACAGUGUCCACAGUGUGUAUUUGGUACCAAUUGUCCCAAAACGUUUGUGCAGCAUGCAAAGACCCAUGAAAAAGAUAAAAGAUAUUAUUGCUGUGAGGAAUGCAAUUUCAUGGCUGUGACAGAAAAUGAACUGGAAUGCCAUCGAGGGAUCGCUCAUGGAGCAGUAGUCAAAUGUUCCAUUAUCGGUAGCGAUAUGUCCCAGAGGAAAACACAGAAAAAGGCAUCCUUGAAAGAUCCAUAUUUGGGAUCCUCAAAAAAAUCAUCAACGUAUGUGUGUAAGAUGUGUCCAUUUACUACUUCAGCUAGAAGCAUUUUAAAAAAACACAUGGAAUAUUUGCACCCAGCAUCGUGCAUUGAUCCCUUUGGUAGCCAUCUUAGACUAGAAAAAAGAAAAGGAAGCAUAAUAGAAGAAUCUUUAGAUUUUGGUAGCAGGACAAAACAGUUGAUCAAACAAUCUUCUACUUUUCCAAAGAACUCUGUUUUAAAACAGGAUGUAAAAAGAUCAUUUGGCUCUGCUUCACAGUCCACUAGCUUCGCAAAACUUCACAAGAGACCCUACAGGAUACAGAAGGCUCGGAAAAGCGUUUCACAGUCAUCUGUAAGUGUGUGCAAUCUAAAUUCUACAAACAAGACCUUUUUGAUUAGAAAUAGCAUUGACCAGAAACCUAAAUAUUUUCAUCAAGCAGCAAAGCAGAAAGCUAGUGUCAAAACGAGCAGUAAUUAUUUAUAUAGACACAAAUACGAAAACUACAGGAUGAUUAAAAAAUCUAGUGACUCUUAUCCUUUGCAUUUAAAAAAGGAAGAGUCCAACUCUGUCAGUUCUUUACAUUUAUUUUCUUCAUCAAGUAGUCCCUGUAAUAAUUAUUUUGUCAUGGAUUCAAAUAAUCUUGGUUGCAAAAGGGCAGAAGGCUGUAAAGAUCGUAGGCAUGUAGCUGUAAAAAGAGUGGUUAAAGAAUCCAAGAGGGAAGGCUCUGUUACAGGAGAUGAUUUGGAUUGCUAUCCAGAUUUUCUGCAUAAAAUGACUGUUGUUGUUUUACAGAAACUUAACUCUGCUGAAAAAAAAGACAGCUAUGAAACGGAGGAUGACAGUUCAUGGGAUAAUGUUGAACUAUGUGAUUACACUACACAGUCUGUGGAGGAUGAAUCUUACAGUGAUAUUAAUCAGGAGCAUGUAAACCUAUUCCCCAUAUUCAAAGGUAAAAUGGAAGAUCAUGAAGCUGGUGAUAAAUCUUCACUUAGUUAUGAGCAGAAUGAUGGCUUUUAUUUUGAGUAUUAUGAAGAUGCUGAGGGUAGUAACUUCCUGCAUGAUUUGCAUGAUCCUCAGAAUUUAGAAAAUGUAGGAUCAGCAUUGCCAAAGCAUAAUUCAGUUUUCCACUGGACGGAUUUGUCGCUUGAAAAGAAGUCCUGUCCGUACUGUCCAGCAACCUUCGAAACAGGUGUUGGACUGUCCAAUCAUGUCAGAGGACAUCUUCACAGAGCCGGACUGAGCUAUGAAGCCCGUCAUGUUGUUUCACCAGAACAGAUAGCAACAAGUGACAAAAUGCAACAUUUUAAAAGAACUGGAACAGGAACGCCUGUUAAACGUGUUAGAAAAGCGAUCGAGAAAUCUGAAACAACUUCUGAGCAUACAUGUCAGCUCUGUGGAGGCUGGUUUGAUACUAAAAUUGGAUUGUCUAAUCAUGUGCGAGGACACCUGAAAAGGCUUGGUAAAACCAAGUGGGACGCACACAAGUCUCCGAUCUGUGUUCUGAAUGAGAUGAUGCAAAAUGAAGAGAAGUAUGAAAAAAUCCUAAAGGCUUUGAACAGUCGCCGCAUUAUUCCCAGACCGUUUGUUGCUCAGAAAUUUGCAUCAAAUGAUGACUUUUUAUCUCAGAAUGUUAUACCUCUUGAAGCAUACCAUAAUGGCCUAAAGACUGAAGAUACAUCUGUGUCUGCAUCGGAGGAAGAAGGGCUGAAUUUCCUAAAUGAAUGUGAUGAAACAAAAGCAGUACUACAUGAUGAAAAAAAAAAUCAGUCACUUACACUGAUAGAACUCCUGAAAAAUAAGAGGUUAGGAGAAGAAAGAAAUCCUGAUAUUUCUCCACAAAAGAUUCAUAAUCAAACUGCAAGAAAGAGGUUUGUUCAGAAAUGUGUUCUUCCAUUAAAUGAAGACAGUCCAUUGAUGUAUCAGCCACAAAAAAUGGACUUGACUAUGCAGUCAGCUUUAGACUGUAAGCAAAAGAAGUCAAGGUCAAGAUCCGGAAGCAAGAAAAAAAUGCUGCCUUUACCUCAUAGUGCUGACGAAGUUUACAUACUCAGAUGCAGGUUUUGUGGUCUGGUCUUUCGAGGACCUUUGUCUGUUCAAGAAGACUGGAUAAAGCACUUGCAGCGACACAUUGUCAACGCAAAUCUUCCACGGACUGGAGCUGGCAUGGUUGAAGUCACAUCACUACUUAAAAAGCCUGCUUCAAUUACUGAAACUUCAUUUUCUUUACUGAUGGCAGAAGCAGCAUCAUAGAACAAGGAAACGUUUUAAAUUUUAAUUGGAUGUAAAUUUGAAAUUCUUUGUCAUUUUUUAAAAUAAAUUGCUACACUAAAUUAUGUUUAUAAAUGCUAAAGACAGAAAAAUAGAGGAAGUGGAUUACAGUAACAUCAAACUAAAUUGAAUACUUAACAGUUACAGUAAGUAGUCUUUAUAUUUUAUAUAGGGUGGAAGAUGUGUUUUUAAGGUUUAUUAUGUUUUUGUCAGUUACUGUGUUCACUAUCAAUACAAGACCAUUACAUGUAUGGCAGCCAUUUUUAAAUUGUUGCACAUGGGUACUUAAAAGACAGAUUUUAAUAAAGCAAAGAAACCAUGUUCUCUUCAGUGUUACCCAAAUCAAGGCUCUGUUUAUUCCAAAAAGAAUUACAUAGUAAAAUAAGAUAUUAUUAUAUUUUGUUUGUAUGUAUGUAGUGUUUUGUAUAAUACCAAGAACUGCUAAUACAAUUUACUCAACUUAGGGCAUUAAAUAUCAUGUACUUCAUAGUUCAAGAGACUGUUUCAUUCAAAUAGGGCAAUUAGUACUCUUCUAUCUAGGUGUGUACGUGUUUUUUUUAAAUCACAUGAGGCUUUUUGUACUAAAAAGUGGAGGGAAACUUGUUUAAACAAAUUUCUAAGAGAAAUAUGUACAUAAUACUGGAAAUUUGUGGUAAGGAAAUAUUCUUUACUUCAGUUGCAUUUCUCACUGACAAUAAAGUGGUGCAUCCAUGCUACCUCCUACUUGUCAACAAAGAUGGUAUUUACCCUUAAGUUUUUGUAUCAUAGUAGAUUCAAUCCAGCUAUCUUUAUUACAAAGCAUCUUUUUGUUAACAAGUUUGUUUCUUUAUGAUGAUUUACUUAAAGUCUGACUUGCUUACAGAAGUUUGCCUCUCUACUAUUUUAUUUAACACUGUAGAAAUGUACUAAUAAGCAUUGCUCACUACACGGUUAGAGUAGACUUUUCAUUUAUAAUUCUGUUUAAAAGAUUGAUCAUUUUAGAAAAUUUGAACACAGAUUGAAAUGUUUCUACAUAUGAAGAGAAUGUUUACAACUUAAAUUUUAGAGCUUGUUUUGGAUGUGAUUAUAUGUAUGAAAACUGUAACACUAUGCUCAUGCUAAGGACCUACUUACAGAAUUACUGAAAUAAAUGUGCUGUGAGGAUGGAAAUAUGGUGCAGGUGUCUUGGUCAUGCUGAAUUGUGUUUGUUCAUUUAAACUGUUUUCAGAACAUGAUUUUUGUUUAAAUCAAAUUAGAUUCCUCUACAAAUCAAUUUUGUAUGCAAGUAACAUUUCAUUUUACUCAUAUAGGGUAACCGAUACUGUAGUUAAGCCAAGGAUAUGCAUUGAUAUUUUCUUUAUAUGUAAAUAAAGUUAAAAGCAGUUAAAACAAGAGGAGUAUUUUGGUAGAGUAUAUACAUACCUCACUGCCAGUGAAAUUGCUUUCCUAUGGUAUAUCUCCUUACCAGAAAAAUCUCUAAAUAAAAAGGUUUAAAUAAAAUCUAAAUGUCUAUAAUGUGAAGCAUUUAUUUGCAUUGUGUGAAUUAAGUUUGUGAAAUUGAUUUGUCUUGCUUGAGAUUAGAAUCUUCUCAUGAUCUUAAGUAAAAGUACAUUUACUUGCAAUAAACUGACUUGUUCACAGACACAUUACAUUUGAUUGGUGGAAAAUAUGAAUAAAUGUCUGUCUUCCUGUAUGUGCAUGGUUCAGAGGUAACACACAAGGCUUGUUAACGGUCUGGUAAAAAUAGGUGGGUUAGAAAUGCACAGCUGUACAGGACAGUCCUGAGACAAAGCCAUCCUCGCUCUGUCAAGGCUAUCAUUAAAUGAGUGAUAUUGGGCGUUUUACUGUACACGUUGCUACAGAUAACUUCAGCUUUAUUGACAAAAUUUAUUCCCUUUUUUUUUUUUUAACUGGGAAAGCUGUAUCGGUUCAUUUAAAGGCUGGAGAAAAAAAUACUUUAGAGAUUUUAGGAAAGGUAACUGGGAUGUUGAAGUGUAUUGCAGACAAAUUAUAUGUAUGCAGACUAACGAAUUUCUAAAUUUGUGGAUGAUUGUGGGGGGGGUUUAUAUGCUGUGAAAAUGGAAGAGUAGCAGCAAUGUGUGGAAACGGAAUAGAGGGAAGUGAUCAGAUCACCUUGAAUGUUUAUAAUGCUUUAAUAGAGUGCUUGUUUACCUUUCUCACCAAAAAGGGUGCUUGUAAGAGCACCGUAUUUUGUGGCUGUUUAACAGAUGAAAAAAUCAAUUGAGUGCAAAUGAUAUUUAUCUAGUAUUGUUAAGAAAGCUUGUGAGGUGAAGCCAUACCAUGCAGAAUUCUGCAUUAGCAAAAAAACUCUAUUAGGUUCAUAAUAAUAAUAAAAACUAGUUAAUUCUAUUUAAUUCAUUAAACCCCAAUAGUGAGCUGCUUUGUGUAACACUAAAAUGCAAGGUUGUGUCUGCAGAGCAGGGAGCUAGCUCAAGGCCUGAUUAUUUUCCAAAAUGAGAUUCUUUUGAUCAGGAGCAGCAGUUUGCAGUGGCAGGCUUUCUGAGUGGGUGCGCUGGAGCUGUGUACCCUGCUUGCAUCAGAUCCUUGGCAAUACAGUUUGAAAUAAUCAGAAGAGUUCUACAAUUUCUGUAUAUAUUAAGUUAAUUGCAUAUAUGGUUGAUACAGACUGAAUGAUCUUCUUAAAACAAAACUGACUACCCUUAAGCUUUCUUUAGCCUCCAGUCCUCAAAUGGGGCUCUUCAUUUUCUUGGUUUCUGUUGUUUGGAAAUACAGAUCUUCUGUCACUGCCUGCAAGGAGAUACAAAUUCCCCUUUCCAGAGUGACAGAGAUUCUAAAUAAUCUGAUGAUAGAACAGAGUUAAUUAAAUCUCUAUAUUAUAUGAAUCUCAUGUUUUGAGAUGUGUGGCUUGAGAGGCAGUGUGGCAGUCUGUGCUGAAGAACUGGGCUUCCAGAACUGCACGUAUAAACACGAGUGUUAGUCUGUUCACGUUGGCUAGAUUGCUGUGGGGUAAAGGCUAGCGUAGUGAUUUUUAUUUGGUUGAUUUUGGUUCAUUAUCAUAAUCUUAUGUGUUUCUGGAGUUACUCUAGUGUCUGGUAAAGGUCUCUUUAAGUAGCAGCCUCUGGAAAAUUAUGACAAAAUUUUGAGAAUGCUUAGAGAAACCUGGAAAUCAUAGAAGACCCCACCUCCCACAUUUUGUAAGAUGGCCUAUAUCCCUUAGCUCCAGUGAUACUUCCAAAUCAUCUUAAAAAAUUAAAACUCUGUUUGCAUUCCUUGAAAUUAUGUUUCUGCAGGAUCUCCAAAAGGCGAUUUUAAAGUGCCUGUGGUAGCCACUGCCCAGUGGUAGCAUGUUCAGGCUGUAUGCAUGGAAAAUAGGAGAUGGAGGCAAGUGGAUAACAAAUGUUGGCUCACAAAGAUCCCUGGGCAUUUGCUUCUGUUUGCCAUAUACUGCUUCAUGUGGAUUGUGUGACUUGUAUUAGGCGGGCUGCUCCCGCAAGCCGAGGUGGUCCAGCUCUGCCUGCAGAUCAGCUCAGACCUCCCCAGGGCUUGCCUCACCCGGCCGGUGGCGUCAGGAGAUGAGCUGCUGGCUCUUCUCAAGGGGAGAGGAAGCACAGGCCAGACAGUAGGUAACGCUAGCUACUGGGGAAGGAGAGCGGGCACCUAACGUGCCAGAGAUGGGCGACUCUUAACGGCUGGGGCUUGUGCCCUGGGCCAGGCUGUGUUUGAGCUGUGUGCCGGUUCAAAGUUCUACCUUUUCAGCCACACUCAGGGAGAUCACCAAGGUCUUUGAGGUAAGUGGCUCACAGGAGGAACGCGAGUGGUGAAUUAGGGCUCAGAGAGGUGCAUCCACCCAAAGUUUUCCAAAGGUCAGCGCCACAGGAUGGGGGUGGCGAGGUCGGUUCCUGCAAAAGUGUUUUGACUCCAGUGCUUUGUCUGGGCCGGUUGUGGGGCUGGAUUGCCUGCAUGUCACUAGUGCUUUAAAGAAGUGUUAUUCAUUAAAUCUACCAGAUUCUGAAAACCUACAGAAGAUAUAAGUUUGUUGCGCAAAUGUGGAAAAAUUAACAGCAAAUAACAAGUACUUUCUUCUAACUCCAUGUGAGGGCUGUGAACAAAGCCUGUUUAGUUGAGCACCGUGGUCAACAGACUUCCACUUUUUAUCACAGUAGUUAAUGGCCUGGAUACUUAAACACCAGUUUCAUAUUAAAAUAAAAAAAAGGGGUUUAUAGUUUUGACUUUGUUUUUUUUAAAAAAAUCUUUUUAGGGUGGUACGUACUUAAAAAAGCCAACUGCAUUAUGAUUUCAGAUAUUUGAAUCCACCAUGCUUUGUAGGUGCUGUUGCCUGAUACAUGGGUAGCAAUUUUGAUGUAAUGGAAACAUUUGGCCGUAGUGCCAGGUCUGUAAUCUCUUGCAAUAAAAUGUUCCUUUUUAACACCA
Messenger RNA from Falco peregrinus (peregrine falcon), 11626 nucleotides. It is a transcript of the gene ZNF644, whose product is annotated as zinc finger protein 644. Gene Ontology annotation, biological process: regulation of transcription by RNA polymerase II. The transcript has 7 exons. Bases 3299 to 7216 code for a protein of 1305 amino acids. NCBI's taxonomy places the organism in Eukaryota, Metazoa, Chordata, Aves, Falconiformes, Falconidae. Gene Ontology annotation, cellular component: nucleus. Gene Ontology annotation, molecular function: RNA polymerase II cis-regulatory region sequence-specific DNA binding; DNA-binding transcription factor activity, RNA polymerase II-specific. The record is from RefSeq and is a predicted model, not a curated record.